Molecule: messenger RNA, 537 nt
Organism: Abrus precatorius (Indian licorice)
Lineage: Eukaryota; Viridiplantae; Streptophyta; Magnoliopsida; Fabales; Fabaceae
Product: cell wall / vacuolar inhibitor of fructosidase 2
Exons: 1
Coding region: 1-537 (178 amino acids)
Molecular function (GO): enzyme inhibitor activity
Source: RefSeq, a predicted model, not a curated record
AUGGCUUCUAAGAUCUUCUUCCUAUUUCUCCUCUUUCUAGCGCACCCUCAUCCAUAUGUACUAGUGAACGGAGAUGCCACUUUGAUAAAGAGAACUUGCAAGAACACCAAGUACUACAAUCUCUGCUUCUCUUCUCUCAAAUCUGAUCCUAGCAGCCCUAAUGCGGACCCUAAAGGCCUAGCUGUGAUCAUGGUUGGGAUUGGAAUGACCAAUGCCACUUCCACUUCUUCCUACUUGUCUUCCAAGUUGCUUAGCCCUUCCAACAACACAACCUUGAAAGGGGUCUUCAAAGAGUGUGCAGUUAAGUACACUUAUGCUGGUGAUGCCCUCCAAGCUUCAGUGCAAGAUUUGGCUAAUGAGGCUUAUGACUAUGCUUACAUGCACAUCUCUGCCGCCAAAGAUUACCCAAAUGCUUGUCACAAUGCUUUCAAACGCUAUCCUGGUUUGGUUUACCCUCCUGAUCUUGCUCUUCGAGAAGAUGGUUUGAAGCAUAUAUGUGAUGUGGCAAUGGGGAUCAUUGAUAAUCUCAAUUGGUAG